AAUGGUGUCGGAUCUGGCCAGCGGCUGACUGUUAGCUGUGUUACCUGGGGUUUCUAGGUGGAGCCUGGUGGUGCUCAGCUGCCAGGGAGCGCUAAAGAGCGGCUGGGAGAGUGCCGGAGGUGGGGCCCUGCGUGGAGGGAGGGGGCCAGAACCCAAAACCCGGAGAAGGAGGGUUUUCUGCAUUUGUGUCAGUAGGGAAGACACAUGGCUGCCAUAGGCCUUUUCCCAUUUGUGAGCUGCGACUGUAGGAGAUUGGACUGGGAGUGACAGUGAACCACAGCUCCAGGAGAAUGGUCUGAAGAGGCUCCCGCUGCUCCGGCCUCACAGGAGGGACCCUACAAUCUGGGGGCUACUUUUCCUUUUCUUCUUUAAGUCAACCCAGGGGAUUUGUAUGUGUGUCUUCCUCCCCCUCACACCUCAUCAUCACCAAGUCCGCCCCCAACUGUGUUUUUUCUUUUUUUGAGAUUUGGGGGAUUUGCCAAAACCUAUUUCAUGCAUGUCCACUGGGGGCAGGUUCAACUUUGAUGAUGGGGGGUCAUACUGUGGCGGGUGGGAGGAAGGCAAAGCCCACGGCCAUGGCAUCUGCACUGGGCCGAAGGGCCAAGGCGAGUACUCAGGGUCCUGGAGCCAUGGUUUUGAGGUGGUGGGGGUGUACACCUGGCCCAGUGGGAACACCUACCAGGGCACCUGGGCGCAGGGCAAGCGCCAUGGGAUUGGUGUUGAGAACAAGGGCAAGUGGGUGUACAAGGGGGAGUGGACAAGUGGAUUUAAGGGACGCUACGGCCUCAGGGAGAGCACCGGCACCAGCGGGAAGUACGAGGGGACCUGGAACAACGGUCUUCAGGACGGAUACGGUACGGAGACCUACUCUGAUGGAGGUACGUACCAGGGCCAGUGGCUGGGGGGGAUGCGACAGGGAUACGGCCUGCGGCAGAGUGUGCCGUACGGCAUGGCAGCCGUCAUCCGCUCUCCGCUGCGUACCUCCAUAAACUCCUUGCGCUCGGAGCACAGUAACGGGAUGGCUCUGCUCCCGGACCGGGCCGGCGUGGCGUGCGUAGGUGGGAUGGGCUCCGCUGGCAGUCCGGCCGUGUCGCGGGGGGGCUUUGUGCUCACGGCACACAGUGAGGCAGAGUUGCUGAAGGGCAAGAAGAAGGGUCUGUUCCGAGGUCGCUCCAUCCUCAGCGGACUCAAACUGAGGAAGUCCGAGUCCAGGAGCUCUCUGGCCAGCCAGCGCUCCAAGCAGAGCUCGUUCCGCAGCGAGGCGGGCAUGAGCACGGUCAGCUCAGUCAACUCCACCAUCAGCCUGGGAGAAGGCGAGGCCGAACUGGCCGCUGCCGAGGACGAUGUGGACGCCACGGCAACAGAGACCUACUGCGGUGAGUGGAAGAACGACAAGCGCACGGGCUUUGGCGUGAGCCGGCGCUCGGAUGGCCUGCACUAUGAGGGGGAGUGGGUGGGAAACAAGCGGCACGGGUACGGCUGCACUACCUUCCCUGACGGGACCAAGGAGGAGGGCAAGUACAAGCAGAAUGUCCUGGUGAGCGGCAAGAGAAAGAACCUGAUCCCCCUCAGAGCCAGUAAGAUCAGAGAGAAGGUGGACCGGGCUGUGGACGCGGCCGAGAAGGCUGCAGACAUCGCCAAGCAGAAGGCUGAGAUCGCCAUGUCCAGGACAGCCCAUGCACGAGGGAAGGCGGAGGCGGCCAUGGGAGCAGCCCAGAAGGCCCAGGAAGAGUGUCGCCUCGCCAGGGUCACCGCCAAAGAGUUCUCCCCCUCCUUCCAGCACCGCAAAAACGGAGUAGAGGUCCAAAGGGCAAAGCAUCAGAACUCCAGUGAGAACGACAUUGAGGUGGUCUCCAGUGGCACAGGGCCAGACAGUCCUGAACUCUACAUGAAGGGCACUACGCCCCCAAACUUGACCCCUGACCUUAGCCCUGAGGCCAGCCACCCCUCCUCACCCCCCUGCAGCCCUGCAACCACCAAGCCACACUGCACCAAGAACGCUCGCUUCCUGCGGCAGAGUGCUGUGGACGAUGCUGGGGGUGGUGGCGGUGGGGGAGGGGGCAGUAGUGGGCAGGAGAUCCAGGUGCUGAUGGAGGGGCGCGGAGGGGGGGAGUACCUUAGGGCCAACAGCUGGAGUGAGGACAAGGACAAGCGCUCUUAUAAAGGGGGCAGCUGGGGCAGAAGUCGCUCUACCACCUCCUCUAUCCAAGAGGAGGCCAGGGGCAGCGGGCGCACCAACGGCCACGGCCACAAGCACGCCUCCUCCAAUCACAAGUCUCGAGAGCAUGGUUCGUCCAAUCACAAGGCCUCCAGGGACCGGUGGUCGGACUGCCCGUCAGCAUCGUGGAGGUCCCAGCGGACGCACAGCGGUGACACACGGCUGCUGGAGCAGGAUGAGGAGAAGCUGAGCAACUACGAGAUGGAGAUGAGGCCGCUGCAGCCGAUGGACUCCAACUCCCAGAAGCCCUAUGGGCUGGGAGAGGAGGGCCAUGGUCACGGGGGCGAAGCCCACUCCCACACGCUGCAGAAACAGCGGCCUAGUAAGAGCCGGGAGGCCAGGGAGGGCCGAGACAUGGAGGCGGCACGGCCUUCAGGGGCGCGGGAGGGUAAGGAGGGUAAAGAGGGCAAAGAGGGCAAGGAGGGACCGGCCCCAGACUCAAUGCAAAAGAUGGACAGUCUGCGCAAGGAGGACAAGCUGGAGGCUCGGCCUCUGCGCAGGGAUCUCACCCUCUCCCCCCCACAGAAAUCCUCACCCAUUGCACUAGAACACAACGAUGACAAGACACUGACCCAGCUCAAAGCAAACUCGAGCUCCAGCUCAAUUCUGGUCGUCAUGGUGAUUUUGCUCAACAUUGGAGUCGCAAUUUUGUUUAUCCACUUUUUUAUUUAAAAAUGUAUUACCUAUUGAUUCCUUUUAUUAUUAUACAUUAUUAUGAGUAUUAUCAUGACUAUCAGUAUCCAGCCCUUGACCAUUUGACACUUCUGUAAAGAAUACAGUAAGAGGAUAAACAAUAUGGGGAUACAGAUGGUUCCCAAUGCCCAGAUUUUAGAUAAGCAGUUAUCUGCAAAACAUUUUGGAUUUAAUUAUUUCUCUUCCUGAAAUUACCUGUUUUUCUUCUUAAAUCAUAGUUUAAAAACGUAUAAUUAAAAUGAUUCAUUUGCUCACGUAUG
Salvelinus namaycush (lake trout) is the source of this 3171-nucleotide messenger RNA. Its product is annotated as junctophilin-3-like. Gene Ontology annotation, biological process: regulation of synaptic plasticity. NCBI's taxonomy places the organism in Eukaryota, Metazoa, Chordata, Actinopteri, Salmoniformes, Salmonidae. Gene Ontology annotation, cellular component: junctional membrane complex; plasma membrane; endoplasmic reticulum membrane. The transcript has 5 exons. The coding region runs from base 497 to 2890 and encodes 797 amino acids. The record is from RefSeq and is a predicted model, not a curated record.